This is a messenger RNA of Cannabis sativa, 6278 nucleotides long. RefSeq lists its product as uncharacterized. The transcript is spliced from 8 exons. Lineage: Eukaryota; Viridiplantae; Streptophyta; Magnoliopsida; Rosales; Cannabaceae. The coding region runs from base 752 to 4597 and encodes 1281 amino acids. The record is from RefSeq and is a predicted model, not a curated record. Gene Ontology annotation, molecular function: acyltransferase activity, transferring groups other than amino-acyl groups; transcription corepressor activity. Gene Ontology annotation, biological process: negative regulation of DNA-templated transcription.
UGUACAAAUAGGACUCUGAACUGAUUUUUUGUCAAAAUAAAAUUUAAUAAUAAUUUGAUCUAGAGAUGUUAUGACAAAACUGGUUACAUUUUCUGUAUCUGUUCGUGUUAAAAAUUAUCUUAAAGUUGGUUAUAUUAAAAAAUAAAAUUGUUAAAAAUUGGGCUCAGGAUCCUAUUUUUACUAUUUUAGAAAAUAUUGAGUCUAUUUUAUCAUUUAACAAAAUAGAGAGUCUAAUUAAUAAUUUUUACAAAAUACAAGGUGUCCAAAAUAGUAUUUACUUUAAAUAUACAAUUAAAAGUGCGUACAGAUUUUAUAUUUCCCUAAAAUUUAAAGAAAAAAAUCCCAAAAAAAGAAAAAUAAAAAAAUGAAAGGAAUUACAGAAGGAGUAGGAGUACUAGUAGCUGUAGACUAUUAGUAGUAUUUACUGACGCUUCCUUAUAUAUUUGAUUUCUUGAGGAGAAAGUAUUUAUCAGUAAAAAAGAUUUCGAAAAGUAAUAAUAAUAAUAAUAAAAAAAAUCUAAAACACAAUCAAAUCCAUCAUUAUUUUUGCAUACAGUUUCAACUAUAUAAUAUUUUCUGAUUGGGGUUUCCGAUUUCACCUCUUUCCUUACCUCUCAAGGCUUAACGUACGCACACCCCCAUGAUUAACGUUCACCAACAAAAGAAAAGUAAUUACCUUUUUGAUCAUAUUCAUUAGUCGCCAUCGUAAUCAUACACACGCACACAGUGGUCAUCUCUGUUUACCGCCUCAAUGGCGGUGUUGGACCAUCAAUAUUCAAAUCCUGUUACCAACAAAAAGCGUAAAAGAGAAAAAUGCCAAAUAAAGCUUCUUCUAAAUGAUCAAGUUGAGGUGAGGAGUGUUGAAGAUGGGUUUCUUGGGUCAUGGCAUUCUGGUUCUGUUGUUGCAUCUGGCAGCUAUAGACGCCAUUACCGUGACGUCAAAUAUAACCAUCUUUUAGCUGAUGAUGGGUCUAGGAAGCUAGUUCAAACGGUGAUUGUUUCACCGAUUUUGAACGGCAUUGAUUUGGACAAGAGUGAGUUAAAGGAGAACGAUCGUGGGAAUAUCAGGCCAUUGCCUCCUGCAUUUAAGUUUGAACCAUGGGGACUUCACUAUGGACUCUGUGUGGAUGCAUACUACAAUGACGCUUGGUGGGAAGGUGUUAUUUUCGACCACGACUACUAUUCACCGGAGAGAAUGGUGUUUUUCCCUGACUUGGGUGAUGAAAUAAAGAUGGAUAUUGGCAGAUUAAGGGUUACUCAGGUCUGGAAUGAGGUUACUGGGGAUUGGAAGGUGCGAGGGGAUUGGAUUCUUCUUAAGUUGAUUGAGGAGGUUGAGAAAGAGUCGUGUCUUCCUGUUUCUGUGAAGCAAAUAUGGUAUGAUAUGCGGGAGAAAAAGGUUUUUGAGAAGGUAAAGGAGUGGACUUGUACUGAUGAAGAGUUAUGGAACAAGAUGUUCUGGGAGGUCAUUGGGGAUUAUACUUGUGUUAUUGAGAAAGAGCUUCGUUCUUUGAUAGCACCUUCACAGAACAUGUUACCAAUAGAUAUGGAUAAAGAUAUUAUCAUGAAUCCCCAAGCAGAGCCGAUUGAAACUGACGAUGUUCUCCCUGUUAAAAACUCUGUAAAUAGUGGUGUAGUGAUUGAUCAAGGAGCAACUGUGAUGGCCAGGUUGGAGUCACCUCAACUUGGUGCAGAGUUUACAGAUGCUAAGGUAGAUGAAGCAGCACUGAAUUGUUCUAAUGAUGCUUUAUUUGUUGAUAACUCAAUAAAUAACAAUGGUGUGAUUUGUCAAGAAGAAUUUGUGAAUUGUGCGUUGGAGUCAGCUCAAGCUGAUAGGAGGCAUGUUAAUAUGGACCUUGAAGCAGAAAUGAAGGGAUGCCAUACUUCUGUGCCCAUUGACAAUUUAUUGAACAGUGAAAUAGUGGCAGAUGUAAUGGAUGCUGAUAACUGUAGUGAGGUCGAAUCUCUUCAUUUAUGUGAUGACAUUGCUCCAAGUUCUCUCUCUAUGGAACCUGAUAUGGAUCAAUUAACUUCUGUGGUGAACAUGGAUGAAUCAAAUAUGAAAUUCUUAGCUGACUCAAACGUAUCGCAUUACAAUGAAGCAUUUUGUAAGUUACCUCAGGCUUUACCAAUAUCACCUUCCAAUCAUGGUGGAAUCUCUAGUGCUGGUUCUAAUAGCGUUGGUGUUAAGGGCAGUGGAAAGAGUAAAAGUCAAGCACAUGUGAGUAAUGUAAAUUGGUUUCCUUUUAGCUCAGAUAUGAUUCAAGGGGCAGAAUUUUGCCCCAAAGCUGUUGAUGAGUACUAUGACCUACGUUUUAAAAAGUCUGGAAAAGAUCAAAAUAAAAGUUCUAUAAAGAUAUCUGUUUGGAAGCAUCUUUUAUAUUUAGGUUGGAAAUGCGAAACAUCACAUGCUAACAUGACCAGAAGACGGUAUACAUCACCUGAUAACAGAUGUUUCCAUUCUCUUUAUAUGGUCUGCAAGCACUUGAAGGAAUCUACCAGAAAUACUACCUCCCAAGAUGAACAAAAAGGAGAGCAUCCUUUAAUUGAACUACCAGAAGAGAGUAAAAACCCUGAGUUUUAUCCUGAGACUGCUGAAUUCCCUUGUUGCAUUGAAGACAAUAAACCUGACAAUGGCUUUGAAUCAGUUCAGGAAUAUGUUUUGAAUAAAAAUCACAAGAGAAAGCCAGAGGAGCUGUCAAAUUCAAAGAAUUACCUCUUUUCUGUGGGAUGGAAGCUUGAAACGCACUAUAGUUCAGGAAGAAAGAUUGUGAUAUAUAGGUCACCUAAAGGAAGGGCAUAUCGGUCUCUUUUAGCUGCCUGCAAAGCUUGCAUUGAUGAAGAGCAUUACACAAGUGCUGACACUGGAGAUAAUGAGGGAUGUUCAACUUCAAGUAACGUGCCAUCUUCCUUGAUAAGUGAUACUGCCUUUCAACAAAACUUUGUUCAACCAAAACUUCCUUCCCAAAAGUUAUUCGCCGAGAGUUACAGUGUGGCAGGGUUUAGAAAAAUUAUAUAUAGGGGAGAAGUUAAGGUUCAAAGGAUUAGAAAAGCUCAAGGGAAGAGAAAUGGUGAUUUGGUUGGGGAUGUACAUGCAUUUAAAAGACAGAUCAGCCUACGUCAAAGAAGAGGUGGAUUAAAAAGUUGUCCAAAGAAGGAUCGAAAUGCCUCCAAAAAAUCUGGAGCAUUGAUCAAGUUAAGAAAUGCUGAGGAUGGUACUAAGCCGAAACGUGUAUUAAGGUCAAGCAAACGUGUGCAAGAGGUGGUUAUUCCUAAUGCUUCACACCAAAAUCCACGAACUGUACUUUCUUGGUUAAUAGACAAUAAUAUGGUGUUGCCAAGGGCAAAAGUAAAAUAUCUUAGUAGUAAGGACCAACGUACUAUGGCUGAAGGAAGGAUAACUCGCAGCGGGAUCAAGUGCAGCUGUUGCCAGAAGUUGUUUACUCUUGCUAGUUUCGAAGUCCAUGCUUGCAGCAAGCAGAACACACCUGCUGCCAAUAUUUUUUUGGAAGAUGGCAGGUCUCUCUUAGACUGUCAAAGGCAAGUCAUUAAUAAUUGUGAGAUGCAAAACUCGACGACAAAAUUACAUGAUAGAGAUAAGAGCAAUUGGAGGCGGGGUGAGAAUGACUACAUUUGUACUGUGUGCCACUAUGGUGGGGAGUUGAUGUUAUGUGAUCAAUGUCCAUCAUCAUUUCACAAGGGCUGUCUAGGGCUGAUGGAUAUUCCAGAGGGUGACUGGUUCUGUCCAUCUUGCUGUUGUGGGAUUUGUGGAGAAGGCAAGUUCCAAGAUAAAGAAGACAAGGCAGACAUGAAGGAAGAAAAUCUCACCUGCUCUCAGUGUGAGCGUAAAUAUCAUGUUGGAUGCAUAAAUGAAAAUCAGCUAGAUAAGUUGAAAACUUACUCUGGAGGAAAGUGGUUUUGCUCUAAAGAUUGUGAAAAGAUAUUUUUGGGCCUCCAGAAGCUUCUUGGAAAAACUUUUAUAGUGGGGAAAGACAAUUUAAUCUGGUGUUUAUUGAAGGCCAGAAAGAGUGAUAGUGACUCUAUUGACAAUGAUGCCCUGACUGAGAAUUAUAGCAAGCUCAAUGUUGCUCUUAGCGUAAUGCACGAGUGUUUUGAGCCUGUCAAGGAACCUCUUACUCGAAGAGAUCUAGUUGAAGAUAUUUUAUUUAAUAGAGGAUCAGAUCUUAAACGUCUAAAUUUUGAAGGUUUCUAUACAGUACUCUUACUUAGAAAUGAUGAGUUGAUUACCGUGGCUACAGUAAGGGUUUAUGGGCGGAAGGUUGCAGAAGUUCCCCUUGUUGGUACAAGAUUUCAAUAUCGCCGACUAGGAAUGUGUCGCAUAAUGAUGAAUGAGCUUGAAAAGAAACUCAUGGAAUUAGGAGUGGAGAGACUGGUUUUACCUGCUGUUCCUAGUGUGCUUAACACAUGGACUACUUCUUUCGGGUUCUUAAAGAUGACAGCUUCUGAGAGGUUAAAGUUUCUAGAUUAUACUUUUCUUGAUUUCCAGGGUACUGUCAUGUGCCAGAAACCACUGAGUAUCCCUUCGGCUGGAUCCAUCACAUGCAAAGGUAAACUUACUUCUUUCAAGUUCUUUGUAUGAAGAAAAAAGGUUUAGAGAGAAAGGUAAUGCAUAGUUUUUACAAACAGGCAUAUUUAUUCUUGUAUGCAACUAUACUAUGCAAUGCACGAGCACAAUCCAAUUCUCAUGAUAGUAUCAUUGAAGUCGACAUUAAGAUUGGUUGUGAUAGAUUAAGUGUUGUCUCUGAAGUAUAUCAAGUAGAACAAAUCAAAGACAAUCAUCAAAUCAUGGAUGAAGAAUAAUUAGAGUACGUCCUCACCUCCCUAUAUUUUGGAAAACGGAAUAUGAAAACAAAUUUUUUUCACUAAAAUCAUUUCUUGAAGUGAGAACUUGUGGUAGAAGUAGCUUAGUCUGUGAAAGAAUAGACUCAAAGCUUCUUUUCUGCUGGCUGUACUUAUUUGGAAUAAUUGGUGGGAUAAUAAUAAUUUUAAGAGAAAAAUCAUGUCAAUAAAAUGUGCUUGAACUGGAGUAAAUAAAAUUGUUAGAUCUUAGCCAAAAUGUAGAAAACUAAUGUGUUUACCAGGGAGGAGAAAAAAGUGGAAUCAAUGGCUCGCCUUAUGUUAUGAAGUGAUUAUAUGCAAUAGUUUCAAAGAAUAAGAAAUUUUAUUCCUAGAUGCUAUAUUAGUCCAAAACUUAAGAUACUCGAAAAGAUAGUUGCGCCAUUGUUUAAGGAAUUGGAAUAUUAGGGAUAUUAGGAUUCGAGCUUAAGAGUGAGGGGGAGGACAUAGUGAUCAACCACUCUAUUGUUUAGUUUAAUAAAUGGCUCAAACUUUCCUUAGUGAUUAUGGUUCUUUCUCCUUGAUGGAGGGAGAUUCCUAUAUUUUAUUGGCUGAAUGAAUAAGAAAAAUUUCACAUUUUUCAUUCUUCUUUUUUUCCCUUACACAUGAUAUCAAUGCUAUUGUUCUACAGGAACUAGCAACAAGCCAUGAUCAAGAAGAAGACUUUUCAGCGCUAGGCAAUGCUUGAAGCACGAUCAGAUGAAAUAACAACAACAAUUUAUCUGGAAUGGGGUCACUGUGGAAAAUUGGCAAUUGAUGGAUGAGGCAAGGUUGAAUUGUUGAAUGGCGAGUCACAAAAACCACUAGAAGGGGAGUCUCCUCUUAACUCUUCACCAUUCUUGACCUUUCAAACUGAAGAAUCCGAGAAGGAAGUAGAAAAUUUAGCUCCAAUGGUGGUCAAGGCUAGAAAUCUUCAAAAGACCAGGAACCCCGUUCUGAUUAGGGGUGUCAGAAAGUACUGUAGAUCCGAAAUGUACCACAAGAGAAGGGUCUUUGGGCCAUUAACGCCAAAAUGGUGGUGUCUUCUCACACCACGACCCCUAAGUUUUAUCCCGCAAAGGACAUCAAAAAGCCUCUUGUUAACAAGCACUAGCCUAAGUCAACCAAGCUUAGAGCGAGUAUCACUCCAGGGACAGUGUUGAUCAUUUUGUCUGGAAUGUUCAAGGGGAAGAGAGUUGAGCUUUCCUCUGGGUUGCUCUUGGUCACUGGACCAUUCAAGCUCAAUGGAGUUCCCAUCAAACCUGUGAAUCAAUCUUAUGUGAUCGGAACUUCCACCAAGGUCGAUGCUUCUGGUGUCAAUUUGGAGAAGUUUGAUGACAAAUAUUUUGCCUAAGGAAAAAACAAGUCUAAGGGUGCAUUUACUGUUUUUAAGAUCCAAACUUUGAAUCUAUAUAUUGAAUUAUUUUAGACGAUUUGGUUUUUCA